AUGAGUGUGAACAGUACCUGCAUCAACAAGACUAGGGAGAGUGUCAGUGCGAUUUUUAUCAAUGUUUGGACAGGGGUGUCUAGUAUAGUGGCUGUGAUCUGGUUGUCUAGGUCCAUGUACAAACAAAGGCAUUUUUCGCAACCUAAAUUUCUUUCCCUGGCGGUGUGUUUUUGUGAUUUGUUGUACGCUGCAAUAAGUAACUCGCAAGUUGUUGCUGCAUCGUGGUUAGGGUAUUGUGUGCUGGGAGGGGAUCAAGGUUGUAUCAUACGUGGAUUCUCGAGGAACUCCACAAUGGUGGCCUCUCAUCUGAUGGUGGUGUUCAUGGCUAUGGAAAGAUUUAUCGCUCUACGGUUUCCGUUUCGUUAUCAACACUUGUUGACACCACGGAAAGUGGUAACUGUAGCCGUUAGUUUGUACAUUUAUUCAAUUGUUCUUGCAACCUUGCCAUUAAUGGGAGUGAACAAAUAUGGUUAUGGAUUAUGGUGCGAUUUUCACUGGAACGAUACCUCCCCGGCGGGCAGGUUUUUUGUCAUUUUCUUCCUCAUUCAAGGAUUUGGUUGUAUGCUGUUAACUGUUUACUGCAAUAUUUCUGUGAUAUACGAGUUACUUGCUAUUAAGCGGCGAGUUGGGCCUGGACUCAGCAAAGCGUCUUUCAAAGAGAAGCUGGACCACUUCAAGUUUAUGGCAAUCAUGGCGAUGGUGUCAAUCUUCUACAUCAUAUGCUCAACACCAUAUCUAAUCAGGCUUAUGUGCAAUCAGUUUGGAAUUGACAGAUCACUGGAAAAAGACUUCCAAGCGGUUAGAAUGUACAUCAUCAACAACAUGACAAAUUCCUACCUUAUUCUCUUCAUUCAAGUUUUGUUCCAUCCCAAAGUGAUAGACAAAUUCCGAGCAUGCUGUUGUGCGCAUGCGUCUAAAGAGAAUGACACUACAGUUGCAGAAAUGCAGACAUCUGAAGUCGUCGUGCCACCAUAGCCAAUAAUUAGAAAUUUAAAUUUUUUUAGACUAUAGUCUGUACCAUGAUACCAAUGCCAUCACCUUUUAAAUGAUAUCUCAAAAUACAUUAACACAUGGGCUUUCAAACUAGGUUAUACAAAGAAAUUUUAAGUAAAUGCUCGGACUCAAAUAUGUCACACUCGAUUAUCGGAUAAUCUCUGUCGAAAAAAAAGUUACCCAUUAAAGCAAUUGUCGAAUCUCACAAUUCUGUAUACAUUGAAACAUCGUGUCAUUCUGAUUCUACAGAAAUAAACUAGUAUGUAUCAAACCUUGGUAAGGAAUGGUUUGGAAAUUAUGAAACUGUCAUUUUUAAAGAUAUUCUCUUUGAAAACAUGGCUAUGAUACUGCCGACUCUGCAUUAAGCAAUACAUAUAUUAUUUAGAAUGUGAUGGAAAUGUGGAACAGACAUGUGCGAUCUCAUAGCAAAUAUGUAUUUUACAUUUGACACGUUUGAAUUAAUUCCAAUGUAAAAGUAUUUUCAUAACCUUAAUUGUUUUCCAUUCCACACAGUUGCGUUUUUUUUCCGGUUAUGCAAUGAUGUACAUUUGAAUCUUUAACAGUUCUAUAUUGUGUCUAGAAUCAUAUAAAGGAAGUUUAGCUCCCUGUAUUUGUCCAAGCAGAAGAUUUUCUAUAUAUUAUUAACAAUUUAAAUAUUUGUAUUGUGAAUUAGAAGUUUAUUAGUCGAUUGUCUGAACAAGUCUAUUGCGUCAUGUUCACAUGGGUUGUAGCUGUAUAUAUAUAUGCUUUGGGAUUAAAUGGUAUUUAAAAGUUUUAAUUUAUCAAUUUCUGGGUUAUGUUAAAUGAGGGUACCUAACAUCGGCUUCUUGUAAUUGGAUGUAUGUUACAUCUGUUUUCAUCCUGAUUAAUUUUUUUUUGAUUUUAGUUGCUACCCCUUCUGCACGAAUAACUGUCUAAAUGCCACCUGGUAUGCUAUGAAUUCUGUCUUUCACGACUUUUAGCCAUAAGAUUGUCAUGUUUUACCAACGUCUUAUUGCAUAAAUUUUAAAAUUAAUGCAGCAUUUAAAAUUGA
Saccostrea echinata is the source of this 2026-nucleotide messenger RNA. RefSeq names its product prostaglandin E2 receptor EP2 subtype-like. Bases 1 to 975 code for a protein of 324 amino acids. Gene Ontology annotation, biological process: adenylate cyclase-activating G protein-coupled receptor signaling pathway; inflammatory response; positive regulation of cytosolic calcium ion concentration. The record is from RefSeq and is a predicted model, not a curated record. The transcript has 5 exons. Gene Ontology annotation, cellular component: plasma membrane. NCBI's taxonomy places the organism in Eukaryota, Metazoa, Mollusca, Bivalvia, Ostreida, Ostreidae. Gene Ontology annotation, molecular function: G protein-coupled receptor activity.